Messenger RNA from Saccharomyces kudriavzevii IFO 1802, 1635 nucleotides. RefSeq names its product dolichyl-P-Glc:Man(9)GlcNAc(2)-PP-dolichol alpha-1,3-glucosyltransferase (gene ALG6). Gene Ontology annotation, cellular component: endoplasmic reticulum membrane. Lineage: Eukaryota; Fungi; Ascomycota; Saccharomycetes; Saccharomycetales; Saccharomycetaceae. Gene Ontology annotation, biological process: protein N-linked glycosylation. Bases 1 to 1635 code for a protein of 544 amino acids. The record is from RefSeq and is a predicted model, not a curated record. The transcript has a single exon. Gene Ontology annotation, molecular function: dolichyl pyrophosphate Man9GlcNAc2 alpha-1,3-glucosyltransferase activity.
AUGGCCAUUGGUAAAAGACUAUUGGUGAACAAACCGGCAGAAGAAUCAUUUUACGCUUCCCCCAUGUAUGAUUUUCUAUAUCCAUUUAGGCCAGUAGGGAACCAAUGGCUGCCAGAGUACAUUAUUUUUGUAUGUGCCGUGAUAGUGAGAUGCGCAAUUGGACUUGGUCCAUAUUCUGGAAAAGAUAGUCCACCGUUACACGGUGAUUUUGAAGCUCAAAGGCACUGGAUGGAAAUUACACAGCAUCUCCCACUUUCCAAAUGGUACUGGUAUGACUUACAGUAUUGGGGAUUGGACUAUCCGCCACUGACAGCUUUUCACUCGUGCCUUUUUGGUCUAAUUGGAACCUUCUUCAAUCCAUCUUGGUUUGCUCUUGACAAGUCUCGCGGUUUUGAGUCCCCUGAUAAUGGCUUGAAAACGUACAUGCGUUCCACUGUCAUAAUUAGCGACAUAUUGUUUUAUUUCCCCGCGGUCAUAUAUUUUACCAAAUGGCUUGGUAGAUACCGCAACCAGUCACCAAUAGGGCAGUCUAUUGCCGCUGCAGCGAUUUUGUUCCAGCCUUCCUUAAUGCUGAUUGACCACGGGCACUUCCAAUACAAUUCUGUCAUGCUCGGUCUCACUGCUUACGCCAUUAAUAACUUGUUAGAUGAGUAUUAUGCUAUGGCUGCGGUGUGCUUUGUUCUGUCUAUCUGUUUCAAACAAAUGGCACUGUAUUAUGCACCAAUUUUUUUUGCAUAUCUAUUAAGUCGAUCAUUACUAUUCCCCAAAUUCAACAUAGCGCGGUUGACAGUUAUUGCUUUUGCAACACUUGCGACUUUUUCCGUAAUACUUGCGCCACUUUAUUUCCUAGGAGGAGGGUUGAGAAAUAUUCAUCAAUGCAUUUACAGAAUAUUUCCUUUUUCCAGAGGUAUUUUCGAAGAUAAAGUUGCAAAUUUCUGGUGUGUCACAAACAUAUUUGUGAAGUACAAGGAUAGAUUUACUAUACAACAACUCCAGCUAUAUUCACUGGUUGCGACCGUAAUUGGCUUUCUGCCAGCCAUGAUCAUGACAUUGUUACAUCCGAAGAAGCACCUUCUCCCAUAUGUGUUAAUUGCCUGUUCUAUGUCCUUUUUCCUCUUUAGUUUUCAAGUUCACGAGAAGACUAUUUUGGUCCCACUUUUGCCUAUCACUUUACUGUACUCUUCUACUGAUUGGAAUGUUCUAUCUCUGGUAAGUUGGAUAAAUAAUGUCGCACUGUUCACUUUGUGGCCAUUACUAAAAAAAGAUGGUCUUCAUUUACAAUAUACUGUGUCUUUUUUACUAAGCAACUGGCUCAUUGGAAAUUUCAGCUUCAUCACACCAAGAUUCUUACCCAAGUCCUUAACUCCUGGUCCUUCUAUCAGUAGCAUUAACAGCGAUUACAGAAGAAGAAGCCUGCUGCCUUAUAAUGUGGUAUGGAAAAGUUUUAUCAUAGGAACAUAUAUCGCCAUGGGCGUUUAUCAUCUCUUAGAUUUAUUUGUAGUACCUCCAUCUAAAUAUCCGGACCUGUGGGUGCUGUUAAAUUGUGCUGUCGGGUUUACUUGCUUCAGCAUAUUUUGGAUAUGGUCUUACUACAAAAUAUUCACUUCCGGUAAUAAAUCAGUGAAGGACCUGUAA